Molecule: messenger RNA, 1134 nt
Organism: Vombatus ursinus (common wombat)
Lineage: Eukaryota; Metazoa; Chordata; Mammalia; Diprotodontia; Vombatidae
Product: actin-related protein T2-like
Exons: 1
Coding region: 1-1134 (377 amino acids)
Source: RefSeq, a predicted model, not a curated record
AUGUUUAACCCACACAUGUUAGAGACUCCGGCUGUGAUCUUUGACAACGGGUCAGGGCUAUGCAAGGCUGGUGUGUCAGGGGAGAUUGGUCCUCGGCAUGUCAUCAGUACGGUUGUCGGACAUCCCAGGUUCAAAAUGGGUGGCUCAGGGCAGAAUCAGAAGCUGUAUUAUGUUGGAGAAGAGGCCUUGUACAAGGCAGAGUCCUUAUUUUUACAAUAUCCUAUUGAGCGAGGCAUCAUCACCUCUUGGGAAGACAUUGAAAAACUCUGGAGACAUCUCUUUGACUGGGACCUUGGGAUUAAGCCCUCUGAGAGACCAGUGCUCAUGACAGAGCCUUCUCUGAAUCCCAGGAACAAUAGGGAGAAAACAGCAGAGAUGAUGUUUGAGAGCUUCAAAGUACCAGCUUUCUACCUAUCUGACCAAGCAGUCUUGGCCCUCUAUGCUUCAGCCUGUGUCACGGGGCUAGUGGUGGACAGCGGCAACAGCGUCACCUGCACAGUCCCUGUGUUUGAAGGGUAUUCCUUGCCUCAUGCAGUUUCCAAACUUUACGUGGCAGGGAAGGAUAUUACUGAGUAUCUCUUGCAACUGCUGAUAAACAGUGGAAGAUCUUUCCCUUGUGUUCUAGACAAAGGAUUGGUGGAUGAUGUCAAGGAAAAACUAUGCUAUGUGGCCUUAGAUCCGGAGAAAGAGCUGAGCAGGAGACCUGAGGAAGUCAUGAGAGAUUACAAACUUCCUGAUGGGAAUGUCAUCCGUUUUGGAGACCAAUUGUUCCAGGGACCCGAGAUUCUCUUUGCCCCAGAACAGCUUGGCAUACACCUCCCAGGGCUUUCCAAAAUGGUUUCUAACAGUAUCCUGAAAUGUGAUGCUGACAUACAGCAAUGUCUCUUUGGGGAUAUUCUUCUUUCUGGUGGUUCUUCCCUGUUCCCUGGACUGGAUGAUCGGCUGAUGAAAGAAAUAGAAGAGCAAGCCCCAAAGGACAUCUCCAUAAAGAUAACAGCUCCUCCUGAUCGAUGGUUCUCCACUUGGAUUGGGGCCUCCAUUGUGACAUCGCUGAGCAGCUUCAAGCAGAUGUGGGUCACUGCCAUGGAUUACAGAGAAUUUGGGACGUCUGUGGUCCAAAGAAGAUGCUUCUGA